AUGGAAGCCGCCCAGACCGAAAGAGCUUUCCAGAAGCAGCCUACCGUCUACGUCGGUAAGGCCCGCGUGCUCGGCACCAAGGCCGGCAAGGGCAAGGGUGUCCGUUUCACCAAGAACAUCGGUCUUGGCUUCAAGACCCCCAAGGAGGCCAUCGAGGGCAAGUACAUCGACAAGAAGUGCCCCUUCACCGGUAACGUCAGCAUCCGUGGUCGUAUCCUCAGGGGCGUCGUCGUCUCCACGAAGAUGAAGAGGACCAUCAUCGUGCGUCGUGACUACCUCCACUACGUGCCCAAGUACAACCGUUUCGAGAAGAGGCACAAGAACAUCCCCGCCCACUGCUCGCCCGCCUUCACUCUUAAGGAGGGUGACGUCGUCACUGUCGGCCAGUGCAGGCCUCUUUCCAAGACCAUCCGUUUCAACGUGAUCGCCCACCAGCCCCAGAACAUCCAGGGUCUCCAGAAGAAGAAGACCUUCCGUAUCUUCUAA
Molecule: messenger RNA, 486 nt
Organism: Acanthamoeba castellanii str. Neff
Lineage: Eukaryota; Discosea; Longamoebia; Acanthamoebidae
Product: ribosomal protein S17, putative
Exons: 3
Coding region: 1-486 (161 amino acids)
Biological process (GO): translation
Cellular component (GO): ribosome; cytosolic small ribosomal subunit
Molecular function (GO): structural constituent of ribosome
Source: RefSeq, a predicted model, not a curated record